AUGUAUAUCGGCCCAUGGCAAGAAUACAAACUGGCACGGCUGAUACAACAUCAGCAUCAAGUCCUUGCUGCCGAGACCAGGGAGGUGAGAGGAGGAAGCCAGCAGGCAUCCCCCUCUUCCUCCAGAUCCGGCUUUUCGGGCUUCUCCAGCUGCAGUGCUCCUGCCCAGCUUCCGGGGCAGCCCUCCGUGCAGGUGCGUCUGAAUGACUACUGCAAUACUGUGGAGCAGUUGACGAAGGCCAACGACCGAAGGCGGGGACCGAGGCCCCGGCUUCCCAGCGGAAGCAGCACCGGUAGUACCCGUCCCUACAGCAGCAGCAGCCGAAACAGCGAGAAGGGCCCGGGGCUCGGAUCCUCGAGCUCGGCGAGCUCCGUGGGCGCGAAGCGAAGAGCGCCCGGGAAGCCGCCGAAGGCGGUCUCCUUCGAAGAGCAGCGACGAGCUCGAAUCCGACACAUGCAGAAGCUCUACGGCUUGGGCGACUCGGAGACCGACGCGAAGGACACAGCCUCCUUGCUCAUCGAGCCCCAGAGCCAGAGCCGAGGCCGAAAAACCACAGACUUCCAGGGAAGCCCCGGUGAGAAUCCGCCCUCAGAGCCGACCUCACCCAAGUCAGAGGAGUGGACUUUGCCGACAGUGAAGGAAGUAGAUCCACUGAGCCUGUCUAUGGGCUCUUCGGGUGGACUCAUUGCCUGGAGUAAAGGUCUGCAGCCAGAUGCUCUGUCGCCACAGGCUUCCUUAGCAACAUUUUUCUCGGCGACCUAA
Messenger RNA from Symbiodinium necroappetens, 762 nucleotides. Lineage: Eukaryota; Dinophyceae; Suessiales; Symbiodiniaceae. The record is from the annotation of a GenBank genome assembly.